Messenger RNA from Closterium sp. Naga37s-1, 19491 nucleotides. NCBI's taxonomy places the organism in Eukaryota, Viridiplantae, Streptophyta, Zygnematophyceae, Desmidiales, Closteriaceae. The record is from the annotation of a GenBank genome assembly.
AUGUCGGACUUCCAGGGCCUUCCGACUCGGGUAGAGCCCGAGCCUACUGACGUGGAAGGCAUGAAUGUGCCAAUGCCGGAUGUGACUCUACGAGACGAGCUCUCCGAGUCACUGAUGCCGCUCAAAUGGGUGCUGUUCCCGGAAGCCGACCCGGUACAGCAAUUUCGCGAUAAGACGUGGAAGGAGAAGAUAUGGAUAUUUCUAGUGGGAGUGUUUCCGAUUCUGUCAUGGCUGCCGAAAUACGAUCUACGGUUCUAUCUGCUCGGCGACAUCAUCGGAGGGCUCUCCAUCGCCAUCAUGUCCGUACCGCAGGAUGUAUCGUACGCUAGGUACGCCAACGCCCCCAAGGAGUUCGCUCUCUACACGAGUUUCCUGCCGCCGCUGAUGUACGCGAUCCUUGGCUCAUCGAAGCACAUGGUGAUCGGGCCGGUGUCGGUGGUGUCGCAGCUGCUGGGCGAGCAGCUGAGCGCGCAGGUGGACCCCGCCACGGACCCCGCCCUCUACAACUCGCUGCUCACCACCACCACCUUCCUCUGCGGCCUCUUCCAACUCGCCAUGGGGCUCCUCAGAAUGGGGUUCUUGGUGGAUCUACUGAGCCAGCCCACCAUCGCGGGGUUCCUAGCAGGGUGCUCCCUCACCAUCGCGCUGCAGCAGCUGAAGCCCAUUCUGGGGUACAAGGACUUCACGCUCAGCACCAGCAUUGUCAACAUCUUCAAGGCUGUUGCUGAAUACUCUUAUGAGUUCCAAUGGCGUGCAUUCGUCCUCGGCUCCUCCUUCUUCAUCGCCCUCACCAUCCUCCGCAUUCUCACGAAGAUGUACCCGAAGAGCAAGACCCUGUUCUACGCCAAUGCGCUGGGCCCCAUCUCCUCUAUAAUCCUCUCCACUAUCAUCGUGGGCGCCUCGGGCAUGUACAACAAGGGUGUAGCCACGGUGGGCAGCAUAACCACAGGUCUAGGCGGCAUGUCAUCGGUGUGGGACAUCGAUCUGCACAACGAGUACACCGACGAGGUCGCCCUCAUCGCCCUCUACGCUGCCCUCGUCUCCCUCGCUGAAUCGAUUGGCAUAGGGCGCACUUUUGCGGGCAUGUAUGGUUACCACAUUGAUGGUAACAAAGAGCUCAUAGCCUACGGAGCCAUGAACCUCUCAGGCUCCUUCACCUCCUGCUACGUCGCCACAGGCUCCUUCUCCCGCACGGCAGUGAACAUCCUAGCGGGGGCGCACACGGCGCUGACGCAGAUCAUCCUCUCCUUCACCAUGCUUAUCGUGCUGCUUGCUGCCGCUCCCGCCUUCAAAUACUGUGUGGUGGGAGCUGUCAUUGCCAACUCUGUGCUUAACCUGGUACCGCCCUCCUCCCUAUCUCCCUCCUUGCUCCUCACCAUCGCCGUUCUUUCCUGCUGCUCCCACUUGCUCCCCCCUUUAUCUGUUCCCCCCUAUCGCCUUGCCCCCUCCCCUCCUCCCCAUCAUUGCCCCCCCACCCAUUUUGUAACCAUGCCCACUUGCUUCCCUUCUUCCCUCGUCCCAUCCCAUCCCCUCCCAUCCAUCACCGCUCCCCCCUCUCAGCUGGACUUCAAAGCCGCAUUUCAGAUCUGGAGGGUGGACAAGCUGGGCUUCACACUGGACUUCAAGGCAGCGUUUAUGAUCUGGAGGGUAGACAAGCUGGACUUCAUGGUCAUGCUGGGCUGCUUCCUCGGGAUCAUCUUCGGCUCGCCCGAGAUCGGCCUGCUAGUCGCCUCCGUCCUCUCCGUCCUCAAGCUGCUCCUCCGCAUCAUUCGUCCGCACAUCCGCCUGCUGGGCCUGCUCCCGGGCGGCGCCGCUACAGCCGUGAGCGUGCUACAGUUCCCCAACAGCACGCUGUGCGAGGGGAUCGUGAUGCUGAGGAUCGAGAGCCCGCUGUACUUCCCUGCCGCCAACUUCUGCCGGCAGCGCAUCAAGAAGCUCUGUGAUGCGUAUGCGAGAGGGUACCAGCAACCUGUGCGGCACUGCAUUCUGGAUCUGAGUGUAAUGCACGACAUUGACGUGUCGGGCAUCGAUGGGUUGAAGGAGCUGCACCGAGACCUGUCUGAGAAGAGCAUUCAGGUGCAGACGGCUCUGCCUAUCCAGUUUGUCAAGGGACGCCCUGUGCAAGCUGUGGGUGGGACGCCAACUUCCCGGCCGAGAUGGGCGAGCAGUGACUUUUACCUUUUCCUUCCAUCAACCCACUCACUUCCACCGCGCCUCACCCCCAUUUUCCCCACUCCCAUGCAGCUCUGCCUGUCCAGUGCAUCACGGGACAUCCUGCGCAAGCCGUGGGACGCCAACUUCCUGGCGGAGAUGGCGAGCAGUGGCUCUUCUGCAUCCAGGGAUGUGCUGCGCAAGCUGUGGGACGCCAAUUUCCUGGCGGAGAUGGGAGAGCAGUGGCUCUUCGUCACUCCUGCCGACGCCGUCAAGCUCUGUCGCUCCGUGGCCGUGGCUGCACCGGCUGUGAAGGAGCAAGAUGAGCUGCUGGCGUCCGUGCAAGUCCGGGAGAGCAAGAGCCCCGCGCUGCCCCUGGGCGCGGCGGACAGGGCAGGCGAGGGCGGGGGGCAUGGUGCUGCAGGCAGCGGCGGUGCGGAGCAGAGCAGCGGAGGUGGGCAGCAGGAGGAGGCCGAUUGGGAGCGAACGGACGGCGAUACAGAGUGGGAGCAGGUGGAGGGGAGGGCGAGUGAUGGCGAGGAGGGGGAGAGUGGGCGUGGCGGGCAGGGAAUGGAGGGGCGGCAGGUGAGCAGCGCGGAUGGGAUGGAGGCAUUGGCUGGUGGUGGUGGUGACGGCCAUCGUGGGGUGCAGCUGAGUGCCGGGAACACACCGAGGCGCACAGGCAGUGCCGUGGAGCAGCAGGGAGCGCGUGAAGGUGCUGGGGCGGAGGGGGAAGGCGAGUCCCUGGCAGACAACAAGGGGGCGUCUGGCAAUGCGGACGUGAGCGGUGGUGCGGACACAGGCGCUGGCGCGAGCGCGAGCGCAGGCACGGGGAUUGGCACGGGCACGGGCACGGGCACGGGUAUGGGUAUGGGCAUGGGGCUGCUGGAUGUGCUGCGGGGAGGGGUGUGGCGGCGGUCAGUGUCAGUGGAUGGGGCAGGACGUGCGCGGGGCAGGCCAAGCGGGAAACAGGUGGCGGGGCUAGGAGGGAGGGGUGAUGAGGGGACGGGGGAGGAGGGCGAAGAGGGUGAGAGCAAGGAGCGAGGGAGCAACAUGUUGUGGGAGGAGAAUGGGGGCUUGACGAGUGAGCUGGCAGUGUGGGAGAAGGCAGAGGAGGAUGCAGAGAGGGGGGAGGGAGGAGAGGCAGAGAGUGAGUGUGAGGAGGGCGAGGAGGAGAUGGUAGCAGCGGAGGCGCUGUGCUAUGGGCCGCUGGCAGAGGUGAACCUGGGAGGGCACGUGGGAGGACCCGUGCACACACGCAUGCGCAUGCUGCACCUGCUGCCCCACGCCCUGCCCUCGCCCCCUCGCACCCUCUCCCUGCCCGCCCAACCCUGCAGCGUGCAUAGUGACAGAGGGCAGGCCGCAAUGCAAGAAGCGCAUAUAGCUUCAAUGGAGGCAGGCAGGGAGGGAGGUGGUGAGGAGGGAGCAGUGGGCGCAGAGGGUGGGGGAGGUGCAGCGGAGGAGGAGCAGCGAGCGACUGCUCCUCUGCGGUCGCCCUUAGCGCCACGCCUCUUCACCUUCACCUCGCCCUUCCUCUUCUUCUCCUCCACCCCCCGCCUGCCCCCUGCACCUGCGCCCACACCCGACCUGCCCUCGCCACCAGCGCCACAGCCCGCAUCGUCAGCACCAGAAGCCACGUCUGAACUCGCACCUGCUGCCUGUGCUGCCUCCACCCAAGGCGAGCAAGGCCCUCCCCCUGCCCAAGGCAGCAGGGAUUCGUCCCCCAUCUCGCCACUCGACCCCCUCCCUGCCGACGCCCCUCCCCCUUCUAAGUCCUUUCUCCUCCCGCCCUUCCUCCCAGCUAAGCCCUUGCUGCCACCUCGGGCGGAGGAGAGGGGCGAGCCGCUGCUGCACAAGGCGUAUGGGGAGAAGGGGGGCGACGAGAUCGACUGGGACAGGCGCAAGGCACUCGAGGCCGAGCAGGAGCAUCCCCUUUACAAGCUGCCUCUGGAGGAGCAGCAGGCAGCGAGUGCGGAUGAGGUAGAGGAAGGGGCGGUGUCCCCAUCGGCAUCCAGCGUGCGGGAGCUGUUUGGGGACGAGUUCCUAGUGGGGCAGUGGGAGCGCCGUGAGGUGGUGAGUCGCGACGGCACGGCGAGGCUGUGCGCGCCGGUGUUCCUGGCGACCGUGGACCAGUGCCACGCGAGCGCCGCUGGCGAGGGAGCGUGUGCGCUGCUGGUGGCGCACAUAGCGGCGUGGGUGCACGAGCAUGCGCACGGGGAGGGCACGCUGCCAGGGCAGGCGGAGCUGGACGACCUCAUCCAUGCCGGGUCGGCGGACUGGCGGCGCCUGCGCGCCCUCAGCGACUUCCACCAACGCUUCCCUGACGGGCACUUUGACCUUGAUACCGUUCUGGCUGCCGUGCAGCAGCAGCACUCCCACUCCCACUCCGAUGCGCCCUCCCACGCGCAGUCCGACUGUGGCGGGCAGGCCGUGGGUGCAGAGGCCCACGACUGGGCACCUGAUAAAGCAGGGACCCAGGAUGGUGGAGGAAACACGGGCCCUGGUGCCUCCCACGCUGGUAGCAGCAGCAGCAGCAGCGGCGAUGGUGGUGGUGGGGUGGCAGGCAUGCCCCGGCUGCCGCUGUGUGUGGUGCCGAGCCAGUCGUUCGUGGGGUUCUUCCACCCGCCCUGCCUGGCCGCCAGACGCGCCAGGGAGGACGCGGCUCGCACCCAGGGCAGCAGCGCAGCAGAGGGUGAUGCGGCUGAUGUGAACAGGGGCGAGGCGGGUGCGAGCACUGUGGAUGAGAGCGGUAGAGGCACAGAGGAGGGGGAUGGGGGAAAGGAGGAGGAAGUAGUGGGGAAGCGCACAAGCAGUUCGCCAGACGUAGGAGAAAAGGGAAAUGGGGCUGAAGCGUCGUUGGAAGGAGAAAAGCAAGAGCAGGCGUCUAGUGCGGAGAGUCCAGAAGGCGUGGGGAAUAAGGGCAUGGAGGAGAAGGGCAUGGAGGAGAAGGGCAUGGAGGAGAAGGGCAUGGAGGAGAAGGGCAUGGAGGAGAAGGGCAUGGAGGAGAAGGGCAUGGAGGAGAAGGGCAUGGAGGAGAAGGGCAUGGAGGAGAAGGGCAUGGAGGAGAAGGGCAUGGAGGAGAAGGGCAUGGAGGAGGAAGGGCAUGGAGGAGAAGGGCAUGGAGGAGAAGGGCAUGGAGGAGAAGGGCAUGGAGGAGAAGGGCAUGGAGGAGAAGGGCAUGGAGGAGAAGGGCAUGGAGGAGAAGGGCAUGGAGGAGAAGGGCAUGGAGGAGAAGGGCAUGGAGGAGAAGGGCAUGGAGGAGAAGGGCAUGGAGGAGAAGGGCAUGGAGGAGAAGGGCAUGGAGGAGAAGGGCAUGGAGGAGAAGGGCAUGGAGGAGAAGGGCAUGGAGGAGAAGGGCAUGGAGGAGAAGGGCAUGGAGGAGAAGGGCAUGGAGGAGAAGGGCAUGGAGGAGAAGGGCAUGGAGGAGAAGGGCAUGGAGGAGAAGGGCAUGGAGGAGAAGGGCAUGGAGGAGAAGGGCAUGGAGGAGAAGGGCAUGGAGGAGAAGGGCAUGGAGGAGAAGGGCAUGGAGGAGAAGGGCAUGAGGAGAAGGGCAUGGAGGAGAAGGGCAUGGAGGAGAAGGGCAUGGAGGAGAAGGGCAUGGAGGAGAAGGGCAUGGAGGAGAAGGGCAUGGAGGAGAAGGGCAUGGAGGAGAAGGGCAUGGAGGAGAAGGGCAUGGAGGAGAAGGGCAUGGAGGAGAAGGGCAUGGAGGAGAAGGGCAUGGAGGAGAAGGGCAUGGAGGAGAAGGGCAUGGAGGAGAAGGGCAUGGAGGAGAAGGGCAUGGAGGAGAAGGGCAUGGAGGAGAAGGGCAUGGAGGAGAAGGGCAUGGAGGAGAAGGGCAUGGAGGAGAAGGGCAUGGAGGAGAAGGGCAUGGAGGAGAAGGGCAUGGAGGAGAAGGGCAUGGAGGAGAAGGGCAUGGAGGAGAAGGGCAUGGAGGAGAAGGGCAUGGAGGAGAAGGGCAUGGAGGAGAAGGGCAUGGAGGAGAAGGGCAUGGAGGAGAAGGGCAUGGAGGAGAAGGGCAUGGAGGAGAAGGGCAUGGAGGAGAAGGGCAUGGAGGAGAAGGGCAUGGAGGAGAAGGGCAUGGAGGAGAAGGGCAUGGAGGAGAAGGGCAUGGAGGAGAAGGGCAUGGAGGAGAAGGGCAUGGAGGAGAAGGGCAUGGAGGAGAAGGGCAUGGAGGAGAAGGGCAUGGAGGAGAAGGGCAUGGAGGAGAAGGGCAUGGAGGAGAAGGGCAUGGAGGAGAAGGGCAUGGAGGAGAAGGGCAUGGAGGAGAAGGGCAUGGAGGAGAAGGGCAUGGAGGAGAAGGGCAUGGAGGAGAAGGGCAUGGAGGAGAAGGGCAUGGAGGAGAAGGGCAUGGAGGAGAAGGGCAUGGAGGAGAAGGGCAUGGAGGAGAAGGGCAUGGAGGAGAAGGGCAUGGAGGAGAAGGGCAUGGAGGAGAAGGGCAUGGAGGAGAAGGGCAUGGAGGAGAAGGGCAUGGAGGAGAAGGGCAUGGAGGAGAAGGGCAUGGAGGAGAAGGGCAUGGAGGAGAAGGGCAUGGAGGAGAAGGGCAUGGAGGAGAAGGGCAUGGAGGAGAAGGGCAUGGAGGAGAAGGGCAUGGAGGAGAAGGGCAUGGAGGAGAAGGGCAUGGAGGAGAAGGGCAUGGAGGAGAAGGGCAUGGAGGAGAAGGGCAUGGAGGAGAAGGGCAUGGAGGAGAAGGGCAUGGAGGAGAAGGGCAUGGAGGAGAAGGGCAUGGAGGAGAAGGGCAUGGAGGAGAAGGGCAUGGAGGAGAAGGGCAUGGAGGAGAAGGGCAUGGAGGAGAAGGGCAUGGAGGAGAAGGGCAUGGAGGAGAAGGGCAUGGAGGAGAAGGGCAUGGAGGAGAAGGGCAUGGAGGAGAAGGGCAUGGAGGAGAAGGGCAUGGAGGAGAAGGGCAUGGAGGAGAAGGGCAUGGAGGAGAAGGGCAUGGAGGAGAAGGGCAUGGAGGAGAAGGGCAUGGAGGAGAAGGGCAUGGAGGAGAAGGGCAUGGAGGAGAAGGGCAUGGAGGAGAAGGCAUGGAGGAGAAGGGCAUGGAGGAGAAGGGCAUGGAGGAGAAGGGCAUGGAGGAGAAGGGCAUGGAGGAGAAGGGCAUGGAGGAGAAGGGCAUGGAGGAGAAGGGCAUGGAGGAGAAGGGCAUGGAGGAGAAGGGCAUGGAGGAGAAGGGCAUGGAGGAGAAGGGCAUGGAGGAGAAGGGCAUGGAGGAGAAGGGCAUGGAGGAGAAGGGCAUGGAGGAGAAGGGCAUGGAGGAGAAGGGCAUGGAGGAGAAGGGCAUGGAGGAGAAGGGCAUGGAGGGAGAAGGGCAUGGAGGAGAAGGGCAUGGAGGAGAAGGGCAUGGAGGAGAAGGGCAUGGAGGAGAAGGGCAUGGAGGAGAAGGGCAUGGAGGAGAAGGGCAUGGAGGAGAAGGGCAUGGAGGAGAAGGGCCAUGGAGGAGAAGGGCAUGGAGGAGAAGGGCAUGGAGGAGAAGGGCAUGGAGGAGAAGGGCAUGGAGGAGAAGGGCAUGGAGGAGAAGGGCAUGGAGGAGAAGGGCAUGGAGGAGAAGGGCAUGGAGGAGAAGGGCAUGGAGGAGAAGGGCAUGGAGGAGAAGGGCAUGGAGGAGAAGGGCAUGGAGGAGAAGGGCAUGGAGGAGAAGGGCAUGGAGGAGAAGGGCAUGGAGGAGAAGGGCAUGGAGGAGAAGGGCAUGGAGGAGAAGGGCAUGGAGGAGAAGGGCAUGGAGGAGAAGGGCAUGGAGGAGAAGGGCAUGGAGGAGAAGGGCAUGGAGGAGAAGGGCAUGGAGGAGAAGGGCAUGGAGGAGAAGGGCAUGGAGGAGAAGGGCAUGGAGGAGAAGGGCAUGGAGGAGAAGGGCAUGGAGGAGAAGGGCAUGGAGGAGAAGGGCAUGGAGGAGAAGGGCAUGGAGGAGAAGGGCAUGGAGGAGAAGGGCAUGGAGGAGAAGGGCAUGGAGGAGAAGGGCAUGGAGGAGAAGGGCAUGGAGGAGAAGGGCAUGGAGGAGAAGGGCAUGGAGGAGAAGGGCAUGGAGGAGAAGGGCAUGGAGGAGAAGGGCAUGGAGGAGAAGGGCAUGGAGGAGAAGGGCAUGGAGGAGAAGGGCAUGGAGGAGAAGGGCAUGGAGGAGAAGGGCAUGGAGGAGAAGGGCAUGGAGGAGAAGGGCAUGGAGGAGAAGGGCAUGGAGGAGAAGGGCAUGGAGGAGAAGGGCAUGGAGGAGAAGGGCAUGGAGGAGAAGGGCAUGGAGGAGAAGGGCAUGGAGGAGAAGGGCAUGGAGGAGAAGGGCAUGGAGGAGAAGGGCAUGGAGGAGAAGGGCAUGGAGGAGAAGGGCAUGGAGGAGAAGGGCAUGGAGGAGAAGGGCAUGGAGGAGAAGGGCAUGGAGGAGAAGGGCAUGGAGGAGAAGGGCAUGGAGGAGAAGGGCAUGGAGGAGAAGGGCAUGGAGGAGAAGGGCAUGGAGGAGAAGGGCAUGGAGGAGAAGGGCAUGGAGGAGAAGGGCAUGGAGGAGAAGGGCAUGGAGGAGAAGGGCAUGGAGGAGAAGGGCAUGGAGGAGAAGGGCAUGGAGGAGAAGGGCAUGGAGGAGAAGGGCAUGGAGGAGAAGGGCAUGGAGGAGGCAUGGAGGAGAAGGGCAUGGAGGAGAAGGGCAUGGAGGAGAAGGGCAUGGAGGAGAAGGGCAUGGAGGAGAAGGGCAUGGAGGAGAAGGGCAUGGAGGAGAAGGGCAUGGAGGAGAAGGGCAUGGAGGAGAAGGGCAUGGAGGAGAAGGGCAUGGAGGAGAAGGGCAUGGAGGAGAAGGGCAUGGAGGAGAAGGGCAUGGAGGAGAAGGGCAUGGAGGAGAAGGGCAUGGAGGAGAAGGGCAUGGAGGAGAAGGGCAUGGAGGAGAAGGGCAUGGAGGAGAAGGGCAUGGAGGAGAAGGGCAUGGAGGAGAAGGGCAUGGAGGAGAAGGGCAUGGAGGAGAAGGGCAUGGAGGAGAAGGGCAUGGAGGAGAAGGGCAUGGAGGAGAAGGGCAUGGAGGAGAAGGGCAUGGAGGAGAAGGGCAUGGAGGAGAAGGGCAUGGAGGAGAAGGGCAUGGAGGAGAAGGGCAUGGAGGAGAAGGGCAUGGAGGAGAAGGGCAUGGAGGAGAAGGGCAUGGAGGAGAAGGGCAUGGAGGAGAAGGGCAUGGAGGAGAAGGGCAUGGAGGAGAAGGGCAUGGAGGAGAAGGGCAUGGAGGAGAAGGGCAUGGAGGAGAAGGGCAUGGAGGAGAAGGGCAUGGAGGAGAAGGGCAUGGAGGAGAAGGGCAUGGAGGAGAAGGGCAUGGAGGAGAAGGGCAUGGAGGAGAAGGGCAUGGAGGAGAAGGGCAUGGAGGAGAAGGGCAUGGAGGAGAAGGGCAUGGAGGAGAAGGGCAUGGAGGAGAAGGGCAUGGAGGAGAAGGGCAUGGAGGAGAAGGGCAUGGAGGAGAAGGGCAUGGAGGAGAAGGGCAUGGAGGAGAAGGGCAUGGAGGAGAAGGGCAUGGAGGAGAAGGGCAUGGAGGAGAAGGGCAUGGAGGAGAAGGGCAUGGAGGAGAAGGGCAUGGAGGAGAAGGGCAUGGAGGAGAAGGGCAUGGAGGAGAAGGGCAUGGAGGAGAAGGGCAUGGAGGAGAAGGGCAGGAGGAGAAGGGCAUGGAGGAGAAGGGCAUGGAGGAGAAGGGCAUGGAGGAGAAGGGCAUGGAGGAGAAGGGCAUGGAGGAGAAGGGCAUGGAGGAGAAGGGCAUGGAGGAGAAGGGCAUGGAGGAGAAGGGCAUGGAGGAGAAGGGCAUGGAGGAGAAGGGCAUGGAGGAGAAGGGCAUGGAGGAGAAGGGCAUGGAGGAGAAGGGCAUGGAGGAGAAGGGCAUGGAGGAGAAGGGCAUGGAGGAGAAGGGCAUGGAGGAGAAGGGCAUGGAGGAGAAGGGCAUGGAGGAGAAGGGCAUGGAGGAGAAGGGCAUGGAGGAGAAGGGCAUGGAGGAGAAGGGCAUGGAGGAGAAGGGCAUGGAGGAGAAGGGCAUGGAGGAGAAGGGCAUGGAGGAGAAGGGCAUGGAGGAGAAGGGCAUGGAGGAGAAGGGCAUGGAGGAGAAGGGCAUGGAGGAGAAGGGCAUGGAGGAGAAGGGCAUGGAGGAGAAGGGCAUGGAGGAGAAGGGCAUGGAGGAGAAGGGCAUGGAGGAGAAGGGCAUGGAGGAGAAGGGCAUGGAGGAGAAGGGCAUGGAGGAGAAGGGCAUGGAGGAGAAGGGCAUGGAGGAGAAGGGCAUGGAGGAGAAGGGCAUGGAGGAGAAGGGCAUGGAGGAGAAGGGCAUGGAGGAGAAGGGCAUGGAGGAGAAGGGCAUGGAGGAGAAGGGCAUGGAGGAGAAGGGCAUGGAGGAGAAGGGCAUGGAGGAGAAGGGCAUGGAGGAGAAGGGCAUGGAGGAGAAGGGCAUGGAGGAGAAGGGCAUGGAGGAGAAGGGCAUGGAGGAGAAGGGCAUGGAGGAGAAGGGCAUGGAGGAGAAGGGCAUGGAGGAGAAGGGCAUGGAGGAGAAGGGCAUGGAGGAGAAGGGCAUGGAGGAGAAGGGCAUGGAGGAGAAGGGCAUGGAGGAGAAGGGCAUGGAGGAGAAGGGCAUGGAGGAGAAGGGCAUGGAGGAGAAGGGCAUGGAGGAGAAGGGCAUGGAGGAGAAGGGCAUGGAGGAGAAGGGCAUGGAGGAGAAGGGCAUGGAGGAGAAGGGCAUGGAGGAGAAGGGCAUGGAGGAGAAGGGCAUGGAGGAGAAGGGCAUGGAGGAGAAGGGCAUGGAGGAGAAGGGCAUGGAGGAGAAGGCAUGGAGGAGAAGGGCAUGGAGGAGAAGGGCAUGGAGGAGAAGGGCAUGGAGGAGAAGGGCAUGGAGGAGAAGGGCAUGGAGGAGAAGGGCAUGGAGGAGAAGGGCAUGGAGGAGAAGGGCAUGGAGGAGAAGGGCAUGGAGGAGAAGGGCAUGGAGGAGAAGGCAUGGAGGAGAAGGGCAUGGAGGAGAAGGGCAUGGAGGAGAAGGGCAUGGAGGAGAAGGGCAUGGAGGAGAAGGGCAUGGAGGAGAAGGGCAUGGAGGAGAAGGGCAUGGAGGAGAAGGGCAUGGAGGAGAAGGGCUAUGGAGGAGAAGGGCAUGGAGGAGAAGGGCAUGGAGGAGAAGGGCAUGGAGGAGAAGGGCAUGGAGGAGAAGGGCAUGGAGGAGAAGGGCAUGGAGGAGAAGGGCAUGGAGGAGAAGGGCAUGGAGGAGAAGGGCAUGGAGGAGAAGGGCAUGGAGGAGAAGGGCAUGGAGGAGAAGGGCAUGGAGGAGAAGGGCAUGGAGGAGAAGGGCAUGGAGGAGAAGGGCAUGGAGGAGAAGGGCAUGGAGGAGAAGGGCAUGGAGGAGAAGGGCAUGGAGGAGAAGGGCAUGGAGGAGAAGGGCAUGGAGGAGAAGGGCAUGGAGGAGAAGGGCAUGGAGGAGAAGGGCAUGGAGGAGAAGGGCAUGGAGGAGAAGGGCAUGGAGGAGAAGGGCAUGGAGGAGAAGGGCAUGGAGGAGAAGGGCAUGGAGGAGAAGGGCAUGGAGGAGAAGGGCAUGGAGGAGAAGGGCAUGGAGGAGAAGGGCAUGGAGGAGAAGGGCAUGGAGGAGAAGGGCAUGGAGGAGAAGGGCAUGGAGGAGAAGGGCAUGGAGGAGAAGGGCAUGGAGGAGAAGGGCAUGGAGGAGAAGGGCAUGGAGGAGAAGGGCAUGGAGGAGAAGGGCAUGGAGGAGAAGGCAUGGAGGAGAAGGGCAUGGAGGAGAAGGGCAUGGAGGAGAAGGGCAUGGAGGAGAAGGGCAUGGAGGAGAAGGGCAUGGAGGAGAAGGGCAUGGAGGAGAAGGGCAUGGAGGAGAAGGGCAUGGAGGAGAAGGGCAUGGAGGAGAAGGGCAUGGAGGAGAAGGGCAUGGAGGAGAAGGGCAUGGAGGAGAAGGGCAUGGAGGAGAAGGGCAUGGAGGAGAAGGGCAUGGAGGAGAAGGGCAUGGAGGAGAAGGGCAUGGAGGAGAAGGGCAUGGAGGAGAAGGGCAUGGAGGAGAAGGGCAUGGAGGAGAAGGGCAUGGAGGAGAAGGGCAUGGAGGAGAAGGGCAUGGAGGAGAAGGGCAUGGAGGAGAAGGGCAUGGAGGAGAAGGGCAUGGAGGAGAAGGGCAUGGAGGAGAAGGGCAUGGAGGAGAAGGGCAUGGAGGAGAAGGGCAUGGAGGAGAAGGGCAUGGAGGAGAAGGGCAUGGAGGAGAAGGGCAUGGAGGAGAAGGGCAUGGAGGAGAAGGGCAUGGAGGAGAAGGGCAUGGAGGAGAAGGGCAUGGAGGAGAAGGGCAUGGAGGAGAAGGGCAUGGAGGAGAUGAGGAGAAGGCAUGGAGGAGAAGGGCAUGGAGGAGAAGGGCAUGGAGGAGAAGGGCAUGGAGGAGAAGGGCAUGGAGGAGAAGGGCAUGGAGGAGAAGGGCAUGGAGGAGAAGGGCAUGGAGGAGAAGGGCAUGGAGGAGAAGGGCAUGGAGGAGAAGGGCAUGGAGGAGAAGGGCAUGGAGGAGAAGGGCAUGGAGGAGAAGGGCAUGGAGGAGAAGGGCAUGGAGGAGAAGGGCAUGGAGGAGAAGGGCAUGGAGGAGAAGGGCAUGGAGGAGAAGGGCAUGGAGGAGAAGGGCAUGGAGGAGAAGGGCAUGGAGGAGAAGGGCAUGGAGGAGAAGGGCAUGGAGGAGAAGGGCAUGGAGGAGAAGGGCAUGGAGGAGAAGGGCAUGGAGGAGAAGGGCAUGGAGGAGAAGGGCAUGGAGGAGAAGGGCAUGGAGGAGAAGGGCAUGGAGGAGAAGGGCAUGGAGGAGAAGGGCAUGGAGGAGAAGGGCAUGGAGGAGAAGGGCAUGGAGGAGAAGGGCAUGGAGGAGAAGGGCAUGGAGGAGAAGGGCAUGGAGGAGAAGGGCAUGGAGGAGAAGGGCAUGGAGGAGAAGGGCAUGGAGGAGAAGGGCAUGGAGGAGAAGGGCAUGGAGGAGAAGGGCAUGGAGGAGAAGGGCAUGGAGGAGAAGGGCAUGGAGGAGAAGGGCAUGGAGGAGAAGGGCAUGGAGGAGAAGGGCAUGGAGGAGAAGGGCAUGGAGGAGAAGGGCAUGGAGGAGAAGGGCAUGGAGGAGAAGGGCAUGGAGGAGAAGGGCAUGGAGGAGAAGGGCAUGGAGGAGAAGGGCAUGGAGGAGAAGGGCAUGGAGGAGAAGGGCAUGGAGGAGAAGGGCAUGGAGGAGAAGGGCAUGGAGGAGAAGGGCAUGGAGGAGAAGGGCAUGGAGGAGAAGGGCAUGGAGGAGAAGGGCAUGGAGGAGAAGGGCAUGGAGGAGAAGGGCAUGGAGGAGAAGGGCAUGGAGGAGAAGGGCAUGGAGGAGAAGGGCAUGGAGGAGAAGGGCAUGGAGGAGAAGGGCAUGGAGGAGAAGGGCAUGGAGGAGAAGGGCAUGGAGGAGAAGGGCAUGGAGGAGAAGGGCAUGGAGGAGAAGGGCAUGGAGGAGAAGGGCAUGGAGGAGAAGGGCAUGGAGGAGAAGGGCAUGGAGGAGAAGGGCAUGGAGGAGAAGGGCAUGGAGGAGAAGGGCAUGGAGGAGAAGGGCAUGGAGGAGAAGGGCAUGGAGGAGAAGGGCAUGGAGGAGAAGGGCAUGGAGGAGAAGGGCAUGGAGGAGAAGGGCAUGGAGGAGAAGGGCAUGGAGGAGAAGGGCAUGGAGGAGAAGGGCAUGGAGGAGAAGGGCAUGGAGGAGAAGGGCAUGGAGGAGAAGGGCAUGGAGGAGAAGGGCAUGGAGGAGAAGGGCAUGGAGGAGAAGGGCAUGGAGGAGAAGGGCAUGGAGGAGAAGGGCAUGGAGGAGAAGGGCAUGGAGGAGAAGGGCAUGGAGGAGAAGGGCAUGGAGGAGAAGGGCAUGGAGGAGAAGGGCAUGGAGGAGAAGGGCAUGGAGGAGAAGGGCAUGGAGGAGAAGGGCAUGGAGGAGAAGGGCAUGGAGGAGAAGGGCAUGGAGGAGAAGGGCAUGGAGGAGAAGGGCAUGGAGGAGAAGGGCAUGGAGGAGAAGGGCAUGGAGGAGAAGGGCAUGAGGAGAAGGCAUGGAGGAGAAGGGCAUGGAGGAGAAGGGCAUGGAGGAGAAGGGCAUGGAGGAGAAGGGCAUGGAGGAGAAGGGCAUGGAGGAGAAGGGCAUGGAGGAGAAGGGCAUGGAGGAGAAGGGCAUGGAGGAGAAGGGCAUGGAGGAGAAGGGCAUGGAGGAGAAGGGCAUGGAGGAGAAGGGCAUGGAGGAGAAGGGCAUGGAGGAGAAGGGCAUGGAGGAGAAGGGCAUGGAGGAGAAGGGCAUGGAGGAGAAGGGCAUGGAGGAGAAGGGCAUGGAGGAGAAGGGCAUGGAGGAGAAGGGCAUGGAGGAGAAGGGCCAUGGAGGAGAAGGGCAUGGAGGAGAAGGGCAUGGAGGAGAAGGGCAUGAGGAGAGGGGAGAAGGGCAUGGAGGAGAAGGGAAUGGAGGAGAAGGGCAUGGAGGAGAAGGGCAUGGAGGAGAAGGGCAUGGAGGAGAAUGGAUGGAGGAGAAGGGCAUGGAGGAGAAGGGCAUGGAGGAGAAGGCAUGGAGGAGAGGAGAAGGGCAUGGAGGAGAAGGGCAUGGAGGAGAAGGGCAUGGAGGAGAAGGGCAUGGAGGAGAAGGGCAUGGAGGAGAAGGCAUGGAGGAGAAGGGCAUGGAGGAGAAGGGCAUGGAGGAGAAGGGCAUGGAGGAGAAGGGCAUGGAGGAGAAGGGCAUGGAGGAGGCAUGGAGGAGAAGGGCAUGGAGGAGAAGGGCAUGGAGGAGAAGGGCAUGGAGGAGAAGGGCAUGGAGGAGAAGGGCAUGGAGGAGAAGGGCAUGGAGGAGAAGGGCAUGGAGGAGAAGGGCAUGGAGGAGAAGGGCAUGGAGGAGAAGGGCAUGGAGGAGAAGGGCAUGGAGGAGAAGGGCAUGGAGGAGAAGGGCAUGGAGGAGAAGGGCAUGGAGGAGAAGGGCAUGGAGGAGAAGGGCAUGGAGGAGAAGGGCAUGGAGGAGAAGGGCAUGGAGGAGAAGGGCAUGGAGGAGAAGGGCAUGGAGGAGAAGGGCAUGGAGGAGAAGGGCAUGGAGGAGAAGGCAUGGAAGGGCAUGGAGGAGAAGGGCAUGGAGGAGAAGGGCAUGGAGGAGAAGGCAUGGAGGAGAAGGGCAUGGAGGAGAAGGGCAUGGAGGAGAAGGGCAUGGAGGAGAAGGGCAUGGAGGAGAAGGGCAUGGAGGAGAAGGGCAUGGAGGAGAAGGGCAUGGAGGAGAAGGGCAUGGAGGAGAAGGGCAUGGAGGAGAGGAGGGCGGAGGAGAAGGGCAUGGAGGAGAAGGGCCAUGAGGAGAAGGGCAUGGAGGAGAAGGGCAUGGAGGAGAAGGGCAUGGAGGAGAAGGGCAUGGAGGAGAAGGGCAUGGAGGAGAAGGGCAUGGAGGAGAAGGGCAUGGAGGAGAAGGGCAUGGAGGAGAAGGGCAUGGAGGAGAAGGGCAUGGAGGAGAAGGGCAUGGAGGAGAAGGGCAUGGAGGAGAAGGGCAUGGAGGAGAAGGGCAUGGAGGAGAAGGGCAUGGAGGAGAAGGGCAUGGAGGAGAAGGGCAUGGAGGAGAAGGGCAUGGAGGAGAAGGGCAUGGAGGAGAAGGGCAUGGAGGAGAAGGGCAUGGAGGAGAAGGGCAUGGAGGAGAAGGGCAUGGAGGAGAAGGGCAUGGAGGAGAAGGGCAUGGAGGAGAAGGGCAUGGAGGAGAAGGGCAUGGAGGAGAAGGGCAUGGAGGAGAAGGGCAUGGAGGAGAAGGGCAUGGAGGAGAAGGGCAUGGAGGAGAAGGGCAUGGAGGAGAAGGGCAUGGAGGAGAAGGGCAUGGAGGAGAAGGGCAUGGAGGAGAAGGGCAUGGAGGAGAAGGGCAUGGAGGAGAAGGGCAUGGAGGAGAAGGGCAUGGAGGAGAAGGGCAUGGAGGAGAAGGGCAUGGAGGAGAAGGGCAUGGAGGAGAAGGGCAUGGAGGAGAAGGGCAUGGAGGAGAAGGGCAUGGAGGAGAAGGGCAUGGAGGAGAAGGGCAUGGAGGAGAAGGGCAUGGAGGAGAAGGGCAUGGAGGAGAAGGGCAUGGAGGAGAAGGGCAUGGAGGAGAAGGGCAUGGAGGAGAAGGGCAUGGAGGAGAAGGGCAUGGAGGAGAAGGGCAUGGAGGAGAAGGGCAUGGAGGAGAAGGGCAUGGAGGAGAAGGGCAUGGAGGAGAAGGGCAUGGAGGAGAAGGGCAUGGAGGAGAAGGGCAUGGAGGAGAAGGGCAUGGAGGAGAAGGGCAUGGAGGAGAAGGGCAUGGAGGAGAAGGGCAUGGAGGAGAAGGGCAUGGAGGAGAAGGGCAUGGAGGAGAAGGGCAUGGAGGAGAAGGGCAUGGAGGAGAAGGGCAUGGAGGAGAAGGGCAUGGAGGAGAAGGGCAUGGAGGAGAAGGGCAUGGAGGAGAAGGGCAUGGAGGAGAAGGGCAUGGAGGAGAAGGGCAUGGAGGAGAAGGGCAUGGAGGAGAAGGGCAUGGAGGAGAAGGGCAUGGAGGAGAAGGGCAUGGAGGAGAAGGGCAUGGAGGAGAAGGGCAUGGAGGAGAAGGGCAUGGAGGAGAAGGCAUGGAGGAGAAGGGCAUGGAGGAGAAGGGCAUGGAGGAGAAGGGCAUGGAGGAGAAGGGCAUGGAGGAGAAGGGCAUGGAGGAGAAGGGCAUGGAGGAGAAGGGCAUGGAGGAGAAGGGCAUGGAGGAGAAGGGCAUGGAGGAGAAGGGCAUGGAGGAGAAGGGCAUGGAGGAGAAGGGCAUGGAGGAGAAGGGCAUGGAGGAGAAGGGCAUGGAGGAGAAGGGCAUGGAGGAGAAGGGCAUGGAGGAGAAGGGCAUGGAGGAGAAGGGCAUGGAGGAGAAGGGCAUGGAGGAGAAGGGCAUGGAGGAGAAGGGCAUGGAGGAGAAGGGCAUGGAGGAGAAGGGCAUGGAGGAGAAGGGCAUGGAGGAGAAGGGCAUGGAGGAGAAGGGCAUGGAGGAGAAGGGCAUGGAGGAGAAGGGCAUGGAGGAGAAGGGCAUGGAGGAGAAGGGCAUGGAGGAGAAGGCAUGGAGGAGAAGGGCAUGGAGGAGAAGGGCAUGGAGGAGAAGGGCAUGGAGGAGAAGGGCAUGGAGGAGAAGGGCAUGGAGGAGAAGGGCAUGGAGGAGAAGGGCAUGGAGGAGAAGGGCAUGGAGGAGAAGGGCAUGGAGGAGAAGGGCAUGGAGGAGAAGGGCAUGGAGGAGAAGGGCAUGGAGGAGAAGGGCAUGGAGGAGAAGGGCAUGGAGGAGAAGGGCAUGGAGGAGAAGGGCAUGGAGGAGAAGGGCAUGGAGGAGAAGGGCAUGGAGGAGAAGGGCAUGGAGGAGAAGGGCAUGGAGGAGAAGGGCAUGGAGGAGAAGGGCAUGGAGGAGAAGGGCAUGGAGGAGAAGGGCAUGGAGGAGAAGGGCAUGGAGGAGAAGGGCAUGGAGGAGAAGGGCAUGGAGGAGAAGGGGCAUGGAGGAGAAGGGCAUGGAGGAGAAGGGCAUGGAGGAGAAGGGCAUGGAGGAGAAGGGCAUGGAGGAGAAGGGCAUGGAGGAGAAGGGCAUGGAGGAGAAGGGCAUGGAGGAGAAGGGCAUGGAGGAGAAGGGCAUGGAGGAGAAGGGAUGAGGAGAAGGGCAUGGAGGAGAAGGGCAUGGAGGAGAAGGGCAUGGAGGAGAAGGGCAUGGGAGGAGGAAGGGCAUGGAGGAGAAGGGCAUGGAGGAGAAAGGGCAUGGAGGAGAAGGGCAUGGAGGAGAAGGGCAUGGAGGAGAAGGCAUGGAGGAGAAAGGGCAUGGAGGAGAAGGGCAUGGAGGAGAAGGGCAUGGAGGAGAAGGGCAUGGAGGAGAAGGGCAUGGAGGAGAAGGGCAUGGAGGAGAAGGGCAUGGAGGAGAAGGGCAUGGAGGAGAAGGGCAUGGAGGAAGGGCAUGGAGGAGAAGGGCAUGGAGGAGAAGGGCAUGGAGGAGAAGGGCAUGGAGGAGAAGGGCAUGGAGGAGAAGGGCAUGGAGGAGAAGGGCAUGGAGGAGAAGGGCAUGGAGGAGAAGGGCAUGGAGGAGAAGGGCAUGGAGGAGAAGGGCAUGGAGGAGAAGGGCAUGGAGGAGAAGGGCAUGGAGGAGAAGGGCAUGGAGGAGAAGGGCAUGGAGGAGAAGGGCAUGGAGGAGAAGGGCAUGGAGGAGAAGGGCAUGGAGGAGAAGGGCAUGGAGGAGAAGGGCAUGGAGCAGCUGGCGUUCUUGGAGGGCAUGCUGUCCACACAGGUGAAUGCGUAGCCAAUGGCGGCACAAGAGGGGAGGCGAGUGAAAAGGAGGUGGAGUGUGUGGUGAUCGACACGCUGGGCGAGCGGCUGCACGAGGGGUGCUCACAGGCCUUCAUGCUGCUCUUUGACUCCUCCUCCUGGGUGGAUGUGGGCCUGCCUCCCCCAGCAGCGCCUGGAAGCACUGCUGCAGGCGGGGCCGACGCAGGAGGAGGAGGAGAGGGUGGUGCAGGUAACGGUGGUGGGGGACAGGCGAAAGGGCAGGGUACUGGUGACAGCAGUGAGCAAGGCGGCAGGGCAGACGAAGCAGAGAGGGCAGAGGGUAAGGCAGGCGGCACUGGUGCUCAGGUGCCCAAGGCAGAGACAGGCAGGCGAUGGGGUGUGAAGGCAGGCAAGGGCAGUGGCAAGGGCAAGGAUGGCAGUGGGAAGGGCAAAGACAGCAGUGGGUUGGACAUUGGAGCAGGGGGGUUAGGUUCCCAUCCACAUGGGGUGAACGAUACGGUGAGCUGUGAGGCAGGUGCUGCUAAGGGGGAAGACGUGAUAGUGGGAGCAGCAGAAGGAACGCAUGUGGCAGAGGUUGAAGGGGUGGUGCUCCAAGCAAUGCGAUCGAGUGAAGGCGUCACUUUGCUCCCUGCCGACACUCAUGGCGUGCCCGCUCCCAUCACUGCCACUCCAAAUCAUGUAGAUAGUCCUUCUGCGGACACCUGCAGCCCACCAUGCGGAGAUGAGUCAGCAUCCACUGCAGCUGACUCAGUGAUUCCUACAGCAGUGCAUGCAGCCGAGGCAACAUGUCUGCUGACACACACUGACGGUCCAUCACGGUCACCCAUACACGAGACCAGAGCCAGCACCACCAAUUUUGACGGGUGCGCAAGCAGUGAGCAGCCCACCCAAACCGCGUCGUGCGCUGCUGCCUCGUCUCCUGCCUGCACCACCACCGCCGCUGCCUCCCCUCCCACCUUGGCGGCACCUGCUUGUGGCGGGGAGGGCGAGGGGGAGGCAGCUCCGGUGGCAGCGGGGCGGAGGGUGUGGGGAGCGGAGGCGUGCCGCGAGUACCUCAAGGCGUUCCUGGCGGCGGUGCCGCUGGCGGAGGUGGAGGGUGACCUGCGCAAGGGGCUGCUGGCGUCACCUGAAGCCAUCCACCGCCGCCUCCAAGUGGAGCUUCACUUCACCCGCCUCCUCUGA